This is a messenger RNA of Helianthus annuus (common sunflower), 1073 nucleotides long. Its product is annotated as wall-associated receptor kinase 5. The record is from RefSeq and is a predicted model, not a curated record. Gene Ontology annotation, biological process: cell surface receptor signaling pathway; protein phosphorylation. Lineage: Eukaryota; Viridiplantae; Streptophyta; Magnoliopsida; Asterales; Asteraceae. Gene Ontology annotation, cellular component: plasma membrane. The coding region runs from base 27 to 1073 and encodes 348 amino acids. The transcript is spliced from 2 exons. Gene Ontology annotation, molecular function: ATP binding; protein serine/threonine kinase activity.
UGAAAUCACAACAAACUUAUGAGGCAAUGACUUUGUUCAGCACUGAACAACUUAGGAAAGCUACUAAUAAUUAUUCUCAAGAGAAAGUUAUUGGUAAAGGUGCCUAUGGUAUAGUGUACAAAGGAGUUUUGUCGGACAAACGUGUAGUUGCAAUAAAGAAGUCUAAGUUAGUUGAUGCGACCCAAGCAGAGCAAUUCAUCAAUGAACUUAUGAUUCUUACACAAGUCAUUCAUCGAAAUGUGGUAAGGAUAUUAGGUUGUUGCUUAGAAGAGGAAGUUCCGGUACUAGUUUAUGAAUACAUCUCCAAUAACACUCUUUUCCAUCACAUUCAUCACAAAGUGGGUGGCAUGAAUUGGUUAUCUUGGGAAAAUCGCUUGAGAGUAGCCACCGAAGCUGCAAGCGCACUUGGAUACCUUCAUUCAGAAAUAUCUAUGCCAAUCAUACACAGAUAUGUCAAGUCAACCAACAUACUGUUAGAUGAAAACUACACAGCAAAAAUUUCAGAUUUUGGUGCAUCAAGGUUAGUCCCAUUAGAUCACGACCAGGUAACUACUCUUAUUCAGGGAACGCUAGGGUAUUUGGAUCCAGAAUACUUCAACUCAAGCCAACUAACCGAGAAAAGUGAUGUAUAUAGCUUUGGAGUGGUCCUUGCAGAACUCAUAACCGGGAAAAAGGCCAUUGGUGUUGAUAGAACCAAUGAAGAAAAGAAUCUAGCUACAUAUUUUGUCAAUUCAAUUAAAGGAAACCGCUUAUUUGAAAUUGUAGAACCUAGACUUUUGCGUGAAGGGAAUCUUGAACAGUUGGAAGCAGUAGGGAAUCUGGUAAAGAGAUGCCUUAGUUUUGUAGGUGAUGACAGGCCAACAAUGAAAGAGGUGGCAGUGGAGCUAGAGGGCUUGAAAAAGUUCACAAUUCAUCCUUGGGUUCAACAACAAACAAGUAAUGAGAAUAGAAACUUAGUCCAAGUAGUUGAACAAUCGGAUCUGUACGAUUCCCCGUUAAUUUAUGCUAGUAAUGAAUGGGAGUCGUAUUCAGGCAUUACAAAUUUGGCGCUUGAAGAAAACAACCCACGUUAG